Molecule: messenger RNA, 1011 nt
Organism: Rotaria sp. Silwood1
Lineage: Eukaryota; Metazoa; Rotifera; Eurotatoria; Philodinida; Philodinidae
Source: the annotation of a GenBank genome assembly
AUGUCAUCUGAUGCUCAGUUUAUCGCAUAUAUUAACAAUGUGUCAACUAAAUUCAAUCGUUAUUUUUCAAUAUUUAUAUUUCUCUUUGGAACAACGGGAAAUAUUCUUAAUAUUCUCGUUUUAUCUCAACGAUCAUUUCGUUCAAAUCCAUGCGCAAUAUUUUUUCUAGUCUCAUCUAUCGCUAAUUUAAUUGCAAUUCUCACUGGUCUUACUUCAAGAACAUUAUCUGGUUGGGCUGCUGAUUUAACAAAUACAGAUAGAUGUCUUUGUAAACUUCGAGCUUUUGUUCUAAAUGUUGCAAGACCAGUAGCAUUUUGGCUGAUUCUUUUAGCUGCCAUUGAUCGAUGGUUAUUAUCCAGCGCAAAUGUUCGUUAUCGACAGAUGAGCACAUUGAAAAAUGCUAAACGUAGUAUAAUUAUUGUUUUUAUUUUGUCAAUUAUUAUCUUUUGUAAUAUUCUCUAUUGCUAUGAACCAAAUUUAAUAAAUGCACCAUUGAAAUGCUAUGGAGCAACUGUACUGUGUCGUCUUGUCACAGAUUUAACGUUUACAUUUGUAAGUAUUUUUAUUCCUGUAUUCCUUAUGUUAAUAUUUGGAUUGAUGACAAUCAAUAAUAUACGUCAAUCACGAAGUCACAUUGAACCAGGAAAUACAUCAACUGCAACUACUAUAGUAUCAAACAGGGCAAAACGAAGACAACACUUAAAUAAAAACGAUUAUCGUCUUCUCAUGAUGCUUCUUCUACAAAUUUUACUUCUUAUUAUAUUUGGUCUCCCAUUGGGUAUUCAAAAAUUGUAUGCAACAAUAACAAUGUAUAGACCAUCAACUAACAUACAAGUGGCUAUCGACAAUUUUAUCUACAGUUUAGUUUUACUUCUGAAUUUUUUGGCUAAUGGAAUGCCAUUUUAUAUUUAUACAUUAGUUGGUGGAAAUACAUUUCGAAAAGCACUUUUCAAGCUUUUAGUAGCAAUAAGACAGAAGAUUUCUCGUCUACGAAGAAUGGUUCAUUUAUAA